AGGUGUCCACGGCCCGGCCCCAGAAAAUAAUAACGCGAGAAGCCAAGCGCGCGACCGAAAAUACCACUCGCCCCUUCGCCACCGGACGCGGUCGGAGAUGGCGGCGACGACAGCGCAGCCGCCCUCGCCGCUUCCGCCGGCCGGCGAGGUGAUCGAGGUGGAGAACUCGGAGCCGGGCUCGCCGGACGCCGGCAGCCGGAGCAGCGGCAGCGGCCGGAGCUCGUCGGAGUACUCCGGGUGGGUCUACCACCUCGGCGUCAACUCCAUCGGCCACGAGUACUGCCACCUCCGCUUCCUCGUCAUCCGCGGCAAGUGCGUCGCCAUGUACAAGCGCGACCCGCACGACAACCCGGGACUCGAACCUAUCCGAAAGGGUUUUGUCAGUCACACUCUUGUGGUGGAGGAGGUUGGUCGCAAAAAGGUCAACCACGGGGAUGUUUAUGUCUUGAGGUUGUACAGUAGAUUGGAUCAAACGAAGAAAGGAGAGAUUGCGUGUGCAACUCCUGGUGAAGCUCAGAAAUGGACUGAAGCAUUUGAGCAGGCUAAACAACAGGCUGAGUAUGACCUGACAAGAGGGGCCAACUGGAACAGAUUGCAGAGUGAAAACGAGUUUAAUCUCGAUGGGCAUCGACCUCGGGUAAGAAGAGGCUUGGGGAAACUUGUACGCAUUGGCAAAGGACCAGAAAUGCUCCUUCGGCAGUCCUCCGAUCUUCAAAGCCAUGAAAGGGUUAACACAAACUUUGGAGGUGAUACUGGAGAUGCACUUGAAGCACAUGAAUGGAGAUUUGUUCGAACAUUAAAUGGAAUUAGAAUUUUUGAAGAUAUUGCAAACUCAAAGGGUGGAAAGGGGAUACUUCUCAAGUCUAUUGGCGUGGUUGGUGCAAAUCCCGACACAGUGUUCGAAAUGGUUCUCAGUCGGGAUAAGCAUAAGCGACACGAGUGGGAUAUGUUGAUUUCUGAUUUGGAGUUGGUAGAAACAAUUGAUGGGUACUGUGAUGUGGUUUACGGGACCUAUGAGCCAAAAUAUUUAAACUGGUGGAAAUCAAAGAAGGACUUUGUCUUUUCCAGACAAUGGUUUCGUGGACAAGAUGGGGCAUAUAACAUUUUGCAAAGUCCUGCUAGUCACAAGCAAAAACCUCCAAGACAUGGAUAUGAGCGUACACAUAUCAACCCCACAACAUGGGAAAUAAAGAGGUUAAACACAUCAGAAUCUACUCCGAAGUGCAUUGUUACUCGCAUGGUGGAGAUCUCCCCAUGUUUCUGGGACAGAUGGAGGAGAAGGACCUCCUCAAAUUUUGAGAGAAGUAUCCCUUUUGCUCUGCUCAGCCAAGUAGCAGGUCUAAGAGAAUACUUUGCAGCAAAUCCAGCCAUCACACCUGAUUUGCCUUCAACAGUAGUGAAGUCAAAAGUAUCUGAAUCCUUGAUCAUCCAGAGUGAACUUGAAUAUUCAGAACCUAAUGAUGAGUUCUAUGAUGCACUUGUUAGAGGAGAAUCCUUUGAAGGUGAUAGUGAUGAUGAUGAUGAUGAUGAUGAUGUUACAACCCCGAAGGCUGGAAAGGUGAAGUUGAAGAACGUAUCAUGGGCCAUUGCAGGUUUAGCUAUGAAGCGAACUAAAGCUUCUCUUGAGAGGAGCGAAUUGGUUACAAAUUCUAUUCCCAUAGCUAUUGACUCGAGCCAUUUCCAUGGCACCGUUCGACAAGCGAAAAGUGAAGAUGACCCAAAUUCUUGGAGUUCACCUGGUGGAGAGAAGUUUAUGAUAAGAGGGAAGACUUACUUGACAGAUUACGCCAAGAUUGCUGGAGGUGAUCCUCUUCUAAAGCUUAUUGCAGUUGAUUGGUUCAAGGUUAACGAGCGCUUUGACUCGGUUGCCUUGCACCCAAAAAGCCUUGUUCAGUCUGAAGCUGCAAAGAAGAUUCCCUUCAUACUGGUUGUAAAUUUACAGGUUCCAGCAAAACCAAACUAUAACUUGGUUAUGUACUACGCAGCAGAGAAGCCAGUGAACAAAGAUUCUCUCUUGGGUAGAUUCAUUGAUGGAACUGAUGCAUUUCGAGAUGCCAGAUUUAAGCUUAUACCAAGUAUUGUUGAGGGUUAUUGGAUGGUAAAGCGUGCAGUUGGGACGAGAGCUUGCCUCCUGGGGAAAGCAGUGACAUGCAAUUAUCUUCGGCAGGAUAACUUUCUCGAGAUAGAUGUUGACAUUGGUUCCUCUUCUGUUGCACGGAGCAUUAUUGGCCUAGUCCUGGGAUAUGUGACAAGCAUCGUCGUGGAUCUUGCUAUUCUAGUUGAGGCAAAGGAAGAGAAAGAGCUGCCUGAGUACAUUCUUGGCACUGUUCGUCUAAACCGUGUAAAUCCUGAGGGUGCUGUAGCAAUCUAAGUUAAUUCCAUCUCCUCGCCCCUUCUAUGGCACGGUAGAUCUGCGCAAUUUUCUACCAUAAUCUUCAGUUCUGGGAGGUGCACAUUUGUAAGAAGGAAAACAUGGUCACUAUGUAAUGAUCCCAGGUCGAGAGUUGUGUCACAUCACAUGUACAGAGUACAUACUUGGUGCCUAUAGUAUACAUGAAAGAAUACUAGAAAUACUAUAUUGGCAUGGAAGAUGAA
This is a messenger RNA of Triticum urartu, 2595 nucleotides long. RefSeq names its product ENHANCED DISEASE RESISTANCE protein (DUF1336). The record is from RefSeq and is a predicted model, not a curated record. Gene Ontology annotation, molecular function: lipid binding. Lineage: Eukaryota; Viridiplantae; Streptophyta; Magnoliopsida; Poales; Poaceae.